Molecule: messenger RNA, 1984 nt
Organism: Morone saxatilis (striped sea-bass)
Lineage: Eukaryota; Metazoa; Chordata; Actinopteri; Moronidae
Gene: alg10
Product: ALG10 alpha-1,2-mannosyltransferase
Exons: 3
Coding region: 333-1757 (474 amino acids)
Biological process (GO): dolichol-linked oligosaccharide biosynthetic process; protein N-linked glycosylation
Cellular component (GO): endoplasmic reticulum
Molecular function (GO): dolichyl pyrophosphate Glc2Man9GlcNAc2 alpha-1,2-glucosyltransferase activity
Source: RefSeq, a predicted model, not a curated record
AAGCAUUAUCUUUUAAAAAAAAACACAUCAUACGUAUAAAUAUGGUGGGUACUAUUUGAAAGACAUUUGAUGCUAAACUAUUUAGCUUAACGCAGGAACUAAUAAAAAUACUAGAGUUUCCAUACCGGGCAUGUUUCCGAAGCGGACCGCCAGCUGUCAAAAAUAAACACUCAUCCGUUUAUUAAAAGUGGACAGGAGUUGAAGCAGUUUCCACCCGACCUGAGCUUUACAGUGCUUUUAAUACGCGAUUACAGUCGUUAUGCGGAGUACACAACACAACAACAGCAGCAGCUAGCUUUUGACCUCCAUUCACUUCUGCAUCGUCGUCAAACAUGGAGAAAUUUGAAGGCUACAUCUUCACUGCUCUCUGCAGCACCAACUUUCUGAUAUCCUGCCUGCUUUUCUCCAGAGUCACUCGGGAGCAAAGGGAGCCGUACAUGGACGAGAUUUUCCACGUCCCACAAGCUCAGAAAUACUGCCACGGAAAAUUCAACGAGUGGGACCCAAUGAUCACCACUCUCCCAGGCCUUUACCUCGUCUCUGUGGGAGUCAUCAAGCCUGUGGUGUGGCUUGCUGACCUGACAGGCGCGGUGGUGUGUUCCACGGCCAUGCUGCGCUUCAUCAACCUGCUGUUCAACUGCGGCAACCUUUACCUGCUCUAUCUGCUCAUCUGCAAACUGCACCUCAGGGAGAAGACGCGAACAACCUCCCGCCGAGUCCUCUCAGCGCUGUCUCUGUCGACCUUCCCCGUGCUCUACUUCUUCAACUUCCUCUACUACACCGACGCCGGCUCUACUUUCUUCAUCCUCUUCACCUACCUGAUGACGCUCUACGGCUGCCACAAGGCCUCGGCGUUCCUCGGCGUGUGCUCCGUGCUCUUCCGCCAGACCAACAUCAUCUGGGUGGCGUUCUGCGCGGGCACCUUGGUGGCCGCCAAAAUGGACGAGGUCUGGAGGUUGGAGCACACGAAGAAGAGGGAUGAGAAGUCUCCUCCGUCCCAGGUGCCUCUGUCGUUCAGUGGAGCUAAGAAAGUGGUGCUUUUCACGCUGGAGUUCCUCACGUCACCCAGUCACGUGAAGGCGGUGCUGCUGGUGGCGUGGCCGUACGCGGCGGUCGGCGUGGGCUUCCUGGUGUUCGUGGUGCUGAACGAUGGGAUCGUGGUGGGUGACAGGACGAGCCACGAGGCCUGCCUCAACUUCCCCCAACUCUUCUAUUUCUUCUCCUUCGCCCUCUUCUUCUCCCUCCCUGUCUCACUUUGCUACCACCGCGUUCUUCGCUUCCUCCACGCUCUGAAAAGACAGCCUUUGUUCUUCCUCUUCAUCACGGGCGUCUCCUUGCUCCUGGUGUGGAAGUUCACGUUCGUCCACAGGUACCUCCUGGCAGAUAACCGCCAUUUCCCCUUCUACGUCUGGAACAGGCUCUUCCAGAGGCACGAGCUGGUGCGCUUCCUCCUCGUCCCCGCGUACGUGUUUGCAGGGUGGAACUUCCUGGACUCCUUCAAGUCGCGCUCGCUGUUCUGGAGUUUGGCGUUCCUGGCGUGCCUCCUGGCUGCCACAGUGCCCCAGAAACUGUUGGAGUUCCGGUACUUCAUCGUCCCCUACCUGAUGUACCGCCUGCACAUGCCUCUCCCCUCUCUUCCCAGACUCACCGUGGAGUUCCUUCUGUACACGGCGGUCAACGCUGCCACACUUUACAUCUUCAUCAGUAAGACCUUCCACUGGCCGGACAGCACGGCCACUCAGAGGUUCAUGUGGUGAACUAAAGAGAAGUUCCCGGACUCAAACAGGGUGUUAGUCUUAAAAGAGAAUCACAAUAACACGUGACAUCUCAAAAAUCUAAGAAAACAUCCCAGUAACAGGCAAAAAUGGCUCAUGCUUUCACUGCUAUAGCUUACACUGAGAAUUAUUAUUGGUAGUUGUAAUGUGACAAUAGAAAACAUUUUAAUACUGAGUUUGAUGUCAAAGGUUGAGUUAUAUAUAUAUAU